Messenger RNA from Neohortaea acidophila, 717 nucleotides. RefSeq lists its product as uncharacterized. The transcript has a single exon. The coding region runs from base 1 to 717 and encodes 238 amino acids. NCBI's taxonomy places the organism in Eukaryota, Fungi, Ascomycota, Dothideomycetes, Mycosphaerellales, Teratosphaeriaceae. The record is from RefSeq and is a predicted model, not a curated record.
AUGGCAGAACGUAGCUCGAAAACCCACGCUCGACAAGAUUCCGGACCACAACCAGUCGGAGAAGAAAGCGAGCGUCAACACCCUCGUACCAACAAGCGACAACGUCGAAGCAGCUUCAAUUUCUACCGACACUCCUCGCGACGCUUUCCAAAGAGACCCAGCAGGCCCGACAGCACCCCAAGGCGGAAGGCUCCAGCUGUUCCCCAAAGCACACCAAUCGAUCGUCCCCUGGAGCAGCCACGCUUCGCCCUCGACAUCGUCUCUACACCAGCACACCCCAUCGUCCUAGGAUCACCAAUCGACAUCUCCGCCGUGGUCAGCUUCAUCUCGUCAAACUCCGACGCAGAAACAGUCGACCCCUCACCUCUCCUCGCCGUAGCAUCCCUCAUCUCCGAAAGCGCAAAAGGCGAGCGCACCCAACUCGAUCCGCAAUCCCUCUCCGGCCCGAAAAUGAUCGACAACAUCCACCCGCUAUCCGCGAGCGAUGUGCAAGCGAUGAUGAGAAGCGAAGUACUUGCCAAUCGAACGCUUCUUGGCUACGUUUCGUUUCCGAGUCUGGUGGUUCGGCAAGUGGGAAGUUAUCGAGUCAGGGUGACGCUGCUGAGAAUGGGGGAUGAGGUGGGGAAUUUGGCAGCCAGGAGUCUGGUUGGGGUUGAUAGUGAGGUUGUGAGGGUUGAGAGGGGGAAGAUGGGGAGUUUCUGUCGGCAGGGGUGUUGA